AUGUUCAAUGGAUUCCAGAAUAUGUAAAGAACCAAAGAAGAUAAAGAAAUGCAUAUGCAAAUCAAAAAAGCUCCAAUUACAGUAAAGCUAGAGAAUGGAAAGUAAAAGAUGACGUCAAACGCAGAAAUAAUUAAAUAAAAGGCUAUAAAUAUCAGCUACAAAUAUUUAGCAGUAUUUUAGAAACCAUAAUCAUUUGAUUAAAUUAGAGAGAAAUAAAAAGUGCAAACAAUUUUGAUGAUAUUAGAGAAGGCAUAAAUAUUAGUCCUGUUUAACCUAAUUAGUCCUUUACUCUCCAUUAAUAAAGAUUAUUCUGAAAAUUAAGUAAUAUUCAGGCUGAAUAAAAUUGUAAGAACCAAGUUAAGGAUAGAAAAUAUUUAGAUAAAUACUUUUUUAAUACUUUCUUAUGUUUCAUCUACAUUUGCUUCUUAAGAAGAAAAUUAGCUGCAAAGAAGUAUAGUUUGCAGCAAAGGUAUUAAAAUAACAUAAUUAAAACAGUGA
This is a messenger RNA of Tetrahymena thermophila SB210, 498 nucleotides long. RefSeq lists its product as hypothetical. The transcript has a single exon. The record is from RefSeq and is a predicted model, not a curated record. Lineage: Eukaryota; Ciliophora; Oligohymenophorea; Hymenostomatida; Tetrahymenidae.